UUACUAUUAUGAAUAAUGCUGCUAUGAACAUUUUUGUAAAAGUUUUUGUGUAGAUGUAAGAUUUUUAUUCUUUCCCCAUGGUUUUACCAAUAUCAUUGCCUGUCCCACCACAACCGCCACUAAUACGUCUACCACCAUCACCACCCCUACUCCUGCUAACACCACCACUGCCUCAAUUACCGCUACCUUACCUUUUCCACUGGCUCUACCACCUCUAUAUCAUCUUAACUAGCAUUCCCAUCACCUCUACCCUUAUUACCACUGCCAUUAUAAUCACCAUCAUCGCCUCCAUCGCCACCGUCACUGCCACUGCCACCAUCACCACCACCACCUGUACUACCACCAUCUCCUCUGCCAGCAUUGUCAUCACCGCUUCCGUCACCUCUGCCACCUCCUCCACCUCUCCCUACAUUCCCAUAGUAGCCAUGCAGAUUGCCUUGGUUGGCUGUCAGAUAAUUCUAUCCAUAAAAGCAUCUCUGGAGGUUUGGCGAGAGCAAUUAAGGAGCAAGAACAAUGAUGGCAGUAAAGGUGUGCAGUUCUUUAACCUUUUCCCAAGCCUGAGAACAGGCUCUAUAAGUAGCCAGAGGCUCUUAGAAGUUAUUCUAAGGACCAAUAGUAAUAACAAACUAUUCCUUAAAAUUAAGGUAGUAGAAAGGAUGCUAGAAGAUGGGAAAAGUGAAUAAAUUUACUGCCUAUGUCAAAGCUGCCAAGGGGUCAAAUAUGGGCCACAUUUGAAAAUUCUGUUCCAAACUCCAUCUGUUCUUAACCAGAUGAGUGAGUGUGUUUCCGCAUCAUUUGAGUAAUUAAAACCUCUCACUAGAUACAUGAAGAGUAAGAUACAGGUAUUUUGCUUUAAGGCCUGUCACAUGAUCCUUUCUGAAGCAUAUUUCUUUUGAUGAUUGAGUUUAUCCAGCCAUGGCUUUUAUGCUGUCAUCUCUUUUAGGCUAAAGGGAGACAUAUGCCCCAGGGAUGAAUCAGCUCUGGGUAAUGUGGCAACUCAGAAAGUACAUUUGAAAUAAAAUGAUUAGGGCAAUGUGGAACACUGUGAAAGCUCAAUCUUCUACCUCCCUCAUACAUGGCACUGACAGAGGACCCUUCUGCAAAAGACCAGAAGGUGAAGGGUGGCCCCAGAUUGCAGUAACAGAGUCCCUUUUCUCUUGUUAGACUCUCAUUUCUGUUUUUACCCUCCUUCCACAUCCUCCUCCAGCCUCUGCUUUCACCAACUUUCCCCAAUCUCUGUGUCACUAAUUCACUAAUAAAUUGAUGAUUGCACUGAAAAUGAAGAGAAGAGAAAGGAAAGAAAAUCCGUAUUUUGUGAUCAUCUAUCUAGUACAUGCCAGGCACUGUCCUAAGUGCUUCAUUUAUGUUGACUCAUUAAACUCUUC
Messenger RNA from Cebus imitator (Panamanian white-faced capuchin), 1385 nucleotides. RefSeq lists its product as uncharacterized. The record is from RefSeq and is a predicted model, not a curated record. The transcript has a single exon. Lineage: Eukaryota; Metazoa; Chordata; Mammalia; Primates; Cebidae. The coding region runs from base 78 to 683 and encodes 201 amino acids.